Clonostachys rhizophaga is the source of this 2946-nucleotide messenger RNA. NCBI's taxonomy places the organism in Eukaryota, Fungi, Ascomycota, Sordariomycetes, Hypocreales, Bionectriaceae. The record is from the annotation of a GenBank genome assembly.
AUGGACUCGCGGCUUACUGCCUUGUAUUCCCUGCAUCGAGAGGCGCAGGGGGCGAUCCAAGACGCAUCAAUCCAUUCACCCGCCAGUGGGAGUUCGAACCUCAAAGCCAACUUCUGCUCCAAAAUAUGGCCAAGUUUGAAACCCAAAUAUGAAGAGUUUGUUGAUGGAAUUGUACGCUACUGUAAGGAAGAGCUGCAAACCCGAAAUCUGAAUUGCAUGGUUCUUGGCCGAGCGAAAACCGCCGAGUCGGUCCUGAAAUCUCUCGAUCGUCGCGAAGAAGACCGCCAGCGCCCCUAUAUAGGCCUUGAAGAUAUACUCACAACGAUGCAUGACCUGGCUGGAUCUAUGGUUAUACUGCAGUAUCCAAGCGAUGUACCGAAAGUGAAUGAGUUUAUCGCACGGAGCUUUCGCGCAAUUCAAGAGCCAAGGCACUGGUCUCGCGACCGCCAACCCGGUCUCAAUUGGGACUCGCGAUUUGGAAGUUACGAAUCAUAUAAUCACCAUGUCACACUACAAGGAGAUUGCGACCAUCCUGCUGUAGGUUCUGACGUUGUUUUCGAAAUCCAAGUCACCACUUGUGGAGACUAUAUGUAUAACCGGCUUGCGCAUGGCUGGUAUUAUAAAAAGGCCCAUGGACCGCUAUCAAGGAAGGACGAGAUAGUCCUGGAUAUGAUACAUGCAGCUGCAAUCAUGGUAGAAGUUGGUGGAGAGUAUAUGAAAGAGAGAGAGGAUGAAAAUCGUGACAAGGCCGGGCCCGAAUAUGACCUGCUUCAAGUCAUCCAACUUGCGCAGGGCGCCGAGGAAUGGAGGUUCAAACACAACAAUCUGCCUCCUAUUUUCCGAGCUCUCGAAGAGAAGGGCUAUAACUCUGCCACGAAACUGAAACACCUUGCAAAGAACCUUGGUCCUCUGAAAGAGGAAGACCCUUCUAGCCAUGAUCUUGUAGCUCAGUUACUCGAGAUUAUCUCCCGAAAGUCCAAACGCCACUUUCUCGUCCCAUUUGGACAGAACGAGGGAUUUGUCGGCAGAGAGAAGACGGUCAACUGGCUUCUCGAAAGAAUCCCUCCUAGCACAAGACUCAACGACUGCCAAAGAACCGCCAUCGAAGGCCUAGGAGGAACAGGCAAGACGCAGAUCGCCUUGGAGGCUGCCUAUCGCCUUCGCGACAAGUACUCCGACUGCUCCGUUUUCUGGGUACCAGUGCUAAGCAUAACCACCUUUGAGAAUGCGUACCGAGAAAUUGGUGACGCUCUUCAGGUGCCAGGGAUUCAAGACGAGAAAGCGGAUAUUAAAGAGUUGGUGAGAAGGGCAUUGAAUCACGAGAGGUGUGGCGAAUGGCUUUUGAUUCUCGACAACUUGGACGAUAUAGAACUCGUCACAGACUUAGGCAGCUACCUUCCUUCGAGCCCGAAAGGCUCCAUUCUAUUUACGACGAGGAAUCAUAGCGUCACAACGAGGCUGGAUAUCGCCCCAGGCCGGGUAGAAAGAGUCUGCGGAAUGAGCCGAGACGAAGCCCUCGAGAUGUUGAAAACAAAUACAAAGGAAAGCCAGUGGCAAGAUACCGCCAAUACAUCCAAGCUCCUCGAUUUCCUUGCCGAUUUACCCCUGGCUAUCCGACAGGCAUCCGCGUAUAUACGGCAAAACGAUAUCACUACUACAAAAUAUCUCAGUUACUGCCAAUCGAGUGAUGAAAAACAUAUCACCAUGUUGAGUAAAGAUUUCGAAGAUCGGGGCAGAUAUAAAGACAGUCGAAAUCCAGUAGCCACGACUUGGCUGAUCUCAUUCACUCACAUCUCGCGAGACAAACCACUUGCGGCGCGGUAUUUGAGAUUCAUAUGUUUUUUAGCAGAAAGGGACAUUCCAGAGUCCUUGUUGCCGUUCGGAGAAGACGAAAUAGAAAGGGACGAAGCAAUCGCGGCCUUGAAAGCGUACGCAUUUAUCACCAAGCGAGAGGAUGAUGCUGCUUUUGAUAUCCAUCGCCUCGUGCGCUUGGCGAUACGCAACCAUCUGAAAGGAGAAGACAGAACGGAAGCAGCUACUAUUAUGGUCCAACAUUUGUCUAAUAUAUACCCGUUUCCUGAGCAUGAGAAUCGAGGCAUAUGGAUGAGGUACAUGCCACAUGUACUGACAGCUGCGGAGGUGCAUGAAAUGUCAGCAGAUAAGGAUGCGACUGGGUUGCUUUUAUUUCACGUCGCAGCAACAUACGAAAUAACCGCCAAGAACGAGAAAGCGGAAGAAGUGUAUCGGCAGGUGCUGGAGCUUGGUGAGGAGUUACUAGGCCGAGAGCAUCCCUCUGUAUUCGGCAUCAUGAAUAACCUGGCUAAUGUGCUGCGAAGCCAAGGGAAAUAUCGCGAAGCGAAGCAAAUGCAUCAGCAGGUAUUAGAGUCUCGACAAAAGGUACUAGGCCAAGAGCACCCUGAUACACUUAGCAGCAUGAAUAACCUAGCCAUUGCGCUGGAUAGCCUGGGGAAAAAUAUUGAGGCAGAGCAGAUUCAUCGCCAACAGCUGGAGUUAUCCCAUAAAAUAAAAGGCCGAGAGCACCCAGACACACUUACCAGUAUAGAUAACCUGGCUAGUGCGCUGCAAAGACAAGGGAAAUACAGCGAAGCGAAGAAAAUAUAUCAGCAGGUAUUAGAGCUUCGACAACAUGUACUAGGCCAAGAGCACCCUGAUACAAUUAGCAGCAUGAAUAACCUAGCCAUUGUGCUGUAUAAGCAAGGGGAACAUGGCCAGUCAGAGCAGAUGCAUCAGCGGGUAUUAGAGCUUCAUGAGAAGGUGUUAGGCAGAGAGCAUCCUCAUACACUCGACAGUAUGAGUAACCUGGCCAUUGUGAUAAGGAAUCGAGGAAAAUACAGCGAGGCGGAGCAGAUACAUCGGCAGGCAUUGGAGCUCUAUAUAAAGGUGUUAGCCCUUACUGUGUUGUCUUUCAUUGUGUUAAAGGUUUAA